Clarias gariepinus (North African catfish) is the source of this 1834-nucleotide messenger RNA. RefSeq names its product abhydrolase domain containing 10, depalmitoylase a (gene abhd10a). Gene Ontology annotation, molecular function: hydrolase activity, hydrolyzing O-glycosyl compounds; palmitoyl-(protein) hydrolase activity. Gene Ontology annotation, cellular component: mitochondrion. NCBI's taxonomy places the organism in Eukaryota, Metazoa, Chordata, Actinopteri, Siluriformes, Clariidae. The transcript has 5 exons. The record is from RefSeq and is a predicted model, not a curated record. Gene Ontology annotation, biological process: protein depalmitoylation. Bases 65 to 922 code for a protein of 285 amino acids.
GAAGAAGAAGAAACUCUUGUACUUAAUAAGAUAUUCUCUAUAAUGAUGUGAUUAUUAAGUGAUUAUGGCUUCUGCGUUGAUCAGGAAUUGUUUUAAACUCAGCCGGAUAAACAGCACGACGUGUUCCUUCAUGUCUCAGGUCUCGGGAGUCAGAAAUAAAAGUACGAUCCAGUAUGCCACGCGACCCGACCUGCCCAAACUCGCCUACAGAAAGCUGAAUGGGAAAACCCCCGGAGUCGUCUUCCUCCCCGGUUUCGCCUCCAACAUGAACGGCAGGAAAGCCGAAGCUCUCGAGGAGUUCUGCAGAUCUCUGGGUCACUCCUACCUCAGGUUCGAUUAUUCAGGCUGCGGAGAAUCAGAGGGGAAAAUAACAGACUACAACAUCGGCUCGUGGAAGAAGGACGUCCUGUACGUGCUGGAUGAGUUGGUGGAAGGACCUCAGAUUUUGGUCGGCUGCAGUUUGGGCGGAUGGCUGAUGCUGCUAGCUGCUCUGGAGAGACCGGAGAAGGUCGCCGCCCUGGUGGGUAUUUCCACAGCCGCGGAUCACUUCGUCACGGCCUACAAUGAACUUCCUGUUCAGACGAGGAAGGAGGUGGAGGAGCGCGGGUUCUGGUCGUUCCCCAGCCGCUACAGCGACGAGGGUUCGUACAGCCUGAGCGUGGACUUCCUGCAGGAGGCGCAGUCUCACUGCGUGCUGCAGAGCCCCAUCCCCGUGUCCUGCCCCGUGCGGCUCAUCCACUGCCUGCAGGACGCCGAUGUCCCCUGGCACGUGUCCAUGCAGGUGGCCGAGCGCGUCCUCAGCAGCGACGUCGACGUCAUCCUGCGCAAACACGGCUGCCACCGCAUGUCCCAGAAGGAUGACAUCAAACUCCUCGUCUACACCAUCGACGACCUUAUGGACAAGCUCACCAGUCGGGGGUAAACCACAACGACGGAUCCAAUCAGGACUCAUGGGAAAAAUUUGAUCGCGUAGCUAGCUUGAAAAUCCGGCUUGUUUAUACAAACGUCACAAACACUUUAUUCACAUUUUAUAAGACACAUGUUCGAUAGUGUUAAACAUCAGCACUGGCAAAAGCAACACCUGCUAGCAAGACGCAGGAUUCACGGGUGGCUAGCUAAUCAGCACAUGUCGUAAUGUUUAUCCGUUACGGUUCUGCAGUAUCUCGCUGCGGUGUCACUCACUACGUGCUAGCUUUUUUGCGCUAAUCUGCUCAGGAAAUAAAAUAGCAUAAUGAAAAAUAUCAUGACGUCCUUUUGGUGACAGACAGAUACCUAAAUACUUUAUCAAGGUGACCUUUGACCUGUGAAUUCUCCAACCUUGGUCUUGUGACAAAGUAAAAUAACUGUGGAGAAUAGCGUAAAAACAUUUGGAACAAACUAAAUGCCUAGCUACUGUAGCUAAUGUCGCGCCUGGGUUCGCUUCAUGGAGACACGCUGCCUGGAUUCAGAUCCGUGCUGAGGAGACGCUUGUGUGUGACUCGGUGUGUGUGUGUGUGUGUGUGUGAGUAGACCAUUUUUAAAUGAGUUAGUGUUAUGCACCGAGUGUAAAGCGGUGAGGUUUUUAAAAAUCUUUUAAGCGAACGUCGGCAUGACGAGUCGGUUCAGUAAUAAAAGCGCAGGGUUGGUCUGCUGUGUGUCUCCCUUUAAUAUGUCAUUUCAUUAUGUAGAAGAUUUCUGUACUUUAUUUUUAUAUAUUAAUGUUCUUGUGUUGCUUUUUCUAAAGAAACAUUAUUGCACUUCUUUCAUUUCUUUAAUUAAAAGUAAAAAAUAUCUUCUUUUUCUUUUUGCUUAAAGUGUGUAUCCUAAAAAUUAGCAAUAAAUAUAUAUCACUAAA